AUGGCCGACAAGCUCCGCACCAUCCAGAACCUUGAGGCUCUCCAGGCCCGUUACAUCGGUACCGGACACGCCGAUACCACCAAGUACGAAUGGACGUCCAACAUCCUCCGUGACAGCUACUCCUCUUACGUCGGUCACCCUCCCCUGCUGUCUUACAUGGCUGUCGGCAUGGGCGAGCCAAAAGAGAAAGUGCGCGCAAUGAUGCUGGAGAAAAUGGUCAGAGGCGCUGGUAAUCCGCCAGAGGUACGUGGUGUCUUGCAGAAAUGCUCAACAUAA
Molecule: messenger RNA, 276 nt
Organism: Penicillium egyptiacum
Lineage: Eukaryota; Fungi; Ascomycota; Eurotiomycetes; Eurotiales; Aspergillaceae
Source: the annotation of a GenBank genome assembly